CGCGUAAACCUUUGAGCAGGUUCCGAUCAGCUGGAACAAAACAACACAACAAUAACAACAGCGAUUCCGGCCGCACCGCGCACAGAGACAGUCGAGCCGCACCUUUCCUGCAUUUCAAUGAAUUUAUGCAUUAAAUAAGCCAGGAUCUGGAAAUUAUUUGGAGUUAAAUGCAAUACUUCCUGGAUGGAGUCAUUAUGAACAACAAAAGCGGGUGAUAUUUUGGAUUAAAUUUGCCGAAGGGAGAAGAAACAGGACUUUGGCUUUGUUCUACAUCCGGAUUGGGUUAUAUAUUGUUAUAUUUACUCCUCUACAGCCUGUUUACUUAAAUAUAUACACUCUUUUCUAACACGUUUACAUGUGCUCAUGGUAAAACAAACGCUGUUAGUUUGUAAAAUCGCGAAUAUAUCGAUAUUUGAUAAGUUAAUUUGAUCGAUAACAUGUUUUAUGCACUUUAAAUGCUGAAAUAGUGUUGCGGUUUAUGUGUGAUGAUGUUUAUUUAUAUUGGACUCCAUUUAUUAUGCUUUUCAGCCAUUUUCAGUAGCACUUCCCUAAACAAAGGAAUAGCUCCUAAAGUCCAUCAUGCAUGCGUUUUAUAAUCGUAAAUGUUUAUAAAUAACAUGCAUGCUCUCAUUCUUUUAUUUUACUAAUGAAAAUUAAGUAUAUAUAAUAUUUUUGCUUGGCAAACUGAAGUUGACCUACAUUCUGGCCUUGUUGUGCUUUGAGAGCUUCACCCAUAUGUUCUCCAGUCAAGGCCUGUUUUUAAAAGCGAGCACUGAUCUGGAACCUGUCAGAACAUGGAUCAUCUCAAUAAAUCAACUAGUGUAGUUAGCUAGGAUAGUAGCCCAUUUUCUCAUGCACUUCCAUCCAUAAGCAUUGACAGUUAGCCCAGAGAGUGAGCGAGCCCUGCCCGAUAUGUCUGAGAGUUUUAUUUCGGGUCAGACCUCGGAGGACCUGCUGGCUGAUUUCGAGUCUCUGUUGAACAAUGGCAGUAUUGAUCUCAGUGAAGAUCAUCAAAUUGUCAUCAUCUCCACUCCCGGCACAGCCACCACCAGCACUGCUACGGGUGACAUCUUACUGUUCGCAACGCCACAUCAUACAAGCACUGGGACCACCAGCCUGCCAGACCACCGGAGACCAAUUUUGGGUCGCCCGCCGGUUAAAAGAAAGUUGGAUUUAGACAGCGAUCAUCAGUACAUUUGCACUUCUCGAACCGCUUCACAUGGACCCACACCUCCAGCCACACCCGCACCUCCCAGAGUGCCUAAGCUGGCUGUGGAGAAAUCGCGCUACGACACGUCUCUGAAUCUGACCACCAAACGCUUCCUGGAUCUCCUGGCUCAGUCUCCAGACGGCGUGGUGGACCUGAACUGGGCCUCGCAGGUGCUGGACGUCCAGAAGCGGCGCAUCUACGACAUCACCAACGUCCUGGAGGGCAUUCAUUUAAUCUCCAAGAAGUCCAAGAACAACAUCCAGUGGCUAGGGAAUCGUAUCGACGGUGCGUCUGUGGCCAGGUUUCAGGAGCUGCAGAAGGAGGUUUCUGAGCUGACGGAGGCCGAGGAGAAACUGGACGAGCUCAUUAAUAAAUGCAGUUUACAGCUACGGCUCCUCACUGAGGACACACACAACAAGAAGCUGGGAUACGUCAGGUGUCAGGAUUUGCGUAAUACAGUCAAUCCUCCAGAUCAGAUCAUCAUGGUGAUUCGAGCUCCGGCAGAGACGGCCAUGCAGGUGUCAGAACCCAGCGAGGGUUACCAGAUUUCGCUGAAGAGCUCCAAAGGACCAAUCGAUGUCUUCCUGUGUCCUGAAGACAGUUCUGGCAUUUGUAGUCCCGUCACAGACUGUAGUCCAGCAAAAUCCUCCACUCAGAGUCCAGCGAAGUCUGACCCCGCCUCACAGGACGUGACAUCAACACCAACUACUCUGCCAAGCUCCUCCCCGCUGCCUCUGCACACAGACUCCGAAUCGUUUCUGGACUCUGACCCGUUUUCCGGCAUUUGCGCGAUGCCAGAUUUCGAUUUGUCUCCUUUGGACUCUGAUUUCCUCCUGGAGCGGAGCGGGGCAACAGACGGGCUCGGCCUCCCGCUGGACAGCUUCAUCUGCUUGUCUCCGCCGCACAGCCAGGACUAUCACUUCGGCCUGGAGGAUCACGAGGGCGUCAGUGAGCUGUUCGACUGCGACUUCAGUGACCUUGGCCCUCUGGAGUUCUGACGGACGCAUCCAAGUGCUUCAUUCCCAGUGUGAAUGCAAAACUGACUCCCUUCGCUUCACUUUUGAAUCCAGAUUUGCUCAGAUGGCUUUGAUCAGUGCUGAUUCACUUUGCUUCAUUUUUGAAUCCAAAUUUGCUUUGAACAUCGCAGAAUCACUUCGUUUCACAUUUGGAUACUGAAUUGCACAGAGGAUUUAAAUGGCAGCGAUUCAGUUCGCUUCACUUUUGGAUCCUAACUAGCUCAGAUGGACAUUAACAUCUCAGAUUCAUUUCGCUUCACAUUUGGAGCCUAAUUCGCUCAGAUGGACGUUAACAUCUCAGAUUCACUUCGCUUUACAUUUAAAUCUGAAUUUAAACAGCACCGAUUCAAUUCGCUUCACUUCACUUUUGAAACCUUAUUAGCUCAGAUGGAUAUUAACUUUGCAGAUUCGCUUCGCUUCACUUUUGGAUCCUUAUUUGCUCGGAUGGAUUUUAGCAGCGCAGAUUUGCUUCACUUAAUUUUGAAGAAUGCUGAUUUGCUUCGCUUCACUUUUGAAUCCAGAUCCGCUCAGAUAUCCAUGAACAGCACAGAUAUACAAUUUGUAUAACUUUGAAGAGUGCUGAUUCGCUUCACUUCACUUUUGAAUCCAGAUUUGUUCAGAUGAUUCUGAACAUUGCAGAUUAAAUUAGCUUCAGUUUGAAGAGUGCUAAUUUGCUUCACUUUUGAAUCCACAUUUGCUUUACGAAAUUUACUUAAGCAAAUCUGAACAGCACAGAUUCACUUCACUUUAAUUUGAAGAGUGCCGAUUCACUUCGCUUUAGUUUUAGAUCCAGAAUUUCUUAGAUGGCUUUGAGCAGUGCAGAUUUACUUCCCUCCGCUUUGAAGAGUGCUAAUUCGCUUCACUUUUGAAUCCAGAUUUGCUUACACAGAUCUGAACAGUGCAGAUUCACUUUGAACAUCGUAUCACUUUUGAAUCCAGAUUUACUCUGGAGCAGCACCAUUUAAUUUAUUAAUAGAAAUAAGUCACCUUUUAUUGUAAAUAUCGUGUGUUUGUGAAGGUUUUAGGAUGUCGUGAUCGUACAGGAAUCGAGUUUCGAAUAUAAACUGACAGGUUUUACGGACUUUAAUUUCUCAGGAGUUUUUCAGGUGACUGAUAACGUGCUAGUAUUCCGGGUCUGGUUAUGUUGCAGAGGUUGGUUAUGCAUGCUGCAUGAUAAUCAAUUAAUCAUCAUUUAUAUGAUGACCAAGAGAAUGAGACAGCAAAUGAACUUUUAUUAUCAUAAUAUCAGUGUUUUAUUCCUAAUCACACAUUCCAGACAAAUGUUCAUCAUGUCACCGAUCUAUAAAGUUCUGCUUCUUUUAAAGCAUUGUGGGAUUUUUUUAGCACUGUUACAGGAGAUGUUUUGUAUUUAUUGUAGUUCAUAUCUGAUCCUGGUACAGUAAAUUCCUUGUUGUUAUUAUAUAUAUAUAAUAUAUAAAAAUAUAUAUACAGUCAUAUAUAGUCCCCAAAACAUUCACUUGUGUUGUUUUUCCUGUGCAUGUGUGUACGUUUAUACUUUCCAGCCUCAUCUUAAAUAUUAAUCUUGAUAUUUAAAAAAAAAGCACUAUAUUUUUAUGUUUAUUCCUCUCUAGGGCUCUCUUAAAUGAGUCCAGAUAUAAGAAUAAUGUCUUGUUUUUUCUAGCUUUCUAGUGGUAAUUCCACUGUGCUUUUAGCCACAAACUAUAUGUGAAAGGAUUAUAAUGAUAUAAUGUCAUUUAAGUAGGUAUUUAAAUGCAUUUUGAUAGGCAGUUUUGAUGAUAAAAGGUUCUGAAGUUCACGAGGACACUGUUUGAUAAGCUUUUCUGGUUGUUAAAUGUAUAAAUUAAUGCGAAUUGGCCUUCUGUAUGUAGAUUCGCCCGGGUUUUGCCUUGUUCUGUUUUGUGAAGGCAGCUUUUCUUGUUUGGUUGAAUGUGUUCUUUGUCUGUUUGGACGGAGAAUGUCGUGUAAAUCAUAAAUGUGUGUCUCUAUGUGUUUUAGAUCUAAUGUUUGUAUGGCAAUUGUUAGGUAUUCAUUCGUUUGCUGUUUGUAAGGUCGAGUUGUCUGGGACAAUUCUGCUCAAGCGCUUGGGUGAGUGUGAUUUGCGUUUAUCUGGUUGUAUUAUAGCAAUAUUUUUGUAAUAGGGCUAUUUUGCGUGAUUGGUUUAGCUGUUUAAUACUUUUAAAACUACUUAAUGUGGUUGACAGCAUGUGUAUACUUUUAAGUACACAUCAAAUCUGAUAGGAUCAUUUAAAUUGGCUUCCCAAUUAUGGCUUUAAAAUCCAUUUGCAACAUGUUUUUAGUCCUUAAGGAUUUGCAGGUUUGGAUUUAAAGGCUGUAAUGAUUGUGUUUUAGCUGAGAGCACUGGUUUGUUGUUUCAAAUGCAGAAGGGAUGAUGAUGUUGUUAAUAUUUCCAGUCAGUCUGAUGGAUUUUCCUUGUUCUGGCAACAUAAAUAAAUCUUGAUUUCCUCUUA
Messenger RNA from Danio aesculapii, 4676 nucleotides. RefSeq names its product E2F transcription factor 1 (gene e2f1). Gene Ontology annotation, cellular component: Rb-E2F complex. The coding region runs from base 913 to 2208 and encodes 431 amino acids. The transcript is spliced from 7 exons. The record is from RefSeq and is a predicted model, not a curated record. Gene Ontology annotation, molecular function: protein dimerization activity; RNA polymerase II cis-regulatory region sequence-specific DNA binding; DNA-binding transcription factor activity, RNA polymerase II-specific. Gene Ontology annotation, biological process: G1/S transition of mitotic cell cycle; regulation of transcription by RNA polymerase II. NCBI's taxonomy places the organism in Eukaryota, Metazoa, Chordata, Actinopteri, Cypriniformes, Danionidae.